CCCAUCCCAUUUUACAAUGUUUCCUAAUAUUCUCAGCACCGAGCAGUGUUACCUAAUCCACCUGUAUUGCUCACCCUACGAUUUUCCCUAAUAUACUGUAAAAGUUCCCAUUUACUAUAAAAUUUGAUUUACAUAAUAACCACCUGUCGAUUUUUACAUUUCUCCAAUAUUUCUACUAAUUUUCAUAAAAAUAUACUUGAAAAUUUUCCAUUUCCAAGUUCGUUUUUGACAUUUGAAGUUUCUAGGUUAUAAACAUUUUUGACGGCUUGAUGACGGCCAACAACAAAUUGGUUGAGUAAAUGCAGUUACAAAAAACUCAAUGGAUGUUAUAGAGCAAACUUAUGUCAGUUAUGGACUUGCACACCAAACAGAGGCAAUUCUCAGGUCAACUGUACAAAUACACUAAUGUAAUGAAAGGCUGGCAGUAUCGGUACUUUACAGUGGAUGCAAAUGCGGGGCUUUUGCAUUACUACCUGUGCGAAGGGGAAAAACCAGAUGGAAGUGUCCCUCGAGGCUCAGUUCACUUAGCAGGAGCUGUGAUUUGCCCCAGUGACGAGGACUCGAAAACUUUUACAGUGAAUUGUGCUUCAGGAAACAUGCUGAAACUCAGAGCUGCUGAUGCCAGGGCGCGCCAGGAGUGGGUCAACGGGCUAAGGGCUGUGGCAGAAUCACACACCAAGGCAAUCAGCGCAAACAGCCCUCCUUUGCCCCCCAGAGAACACCUAGCAGUAUUGGACGCCAUGGGUUGUGUGCGAACACAAUUAGCACAAACUGAACAAGCAGAUUUGGCUUUGUGUCGGGCGAUUGAAUCAGCCGGAAGCAACUUUUUUGUUGAUCCUAAUUUACUUCUGUUAAAAGCAACUUCAGCAGCGUCAUUGCAUUGUUUAACUCAGUGUAUGAAUAUUUUGCAGAGGAAUCAGCAUGCUCAACAAGCAAGGACUGGGAAGUGUGGAAUAACAAAACGUUAUAAAUUUCAUAAAAAAGUCUGACGUGGCAAUACGACCAAGACACAUGGGGAAACUUUAAAACUUAAAAAGAUUAAAUAUAUCCAAGAAGUGGUCAUCUAAAGUUGUCACCGAAAAAAAUUAAGAACAAAACUGAAAAAUUGUUAUUCAUCUUACAUAUCAACCAUUACAAAAAUGAUUGAUAAA
Messenger RNA from Tribolium madens (black flour beetle), 1151 nucleotides. Its product is annotated as oxysterol-binding protein-related protein 11. NCBI's taxonomy places the organism in Eukaryota, Metazoa, Arthropoda, Insecta, Coleoptera, Tenebrionidae. The transcript has 5 exons. The record is from RefSeq and is a predicted model, not a curated record. Bases 342 to 989 code for a protein of 215 amino acids.